This is a messenger RNA of Agrilus planipennis (emerald ash borer), 3300 nucleotides long. RefSeq names its product proton-coupled amino acid transporter-like protein pathetic. NCBI's taxonomy places the organism in Eukaryota, Metazoa, Arthropoda, Insecta, Coleoptera, Buprestidae. The transcript has 9 exons. Gene Ontology annotation, cellular component: vacuolar membrane. The coding region runs from base 196 to 1590 and encodes 464 amino acids. Gene Ontology annotation, biological process: amino acid transmembrane transport. The record is from RefSeq and is a predicted model, not a curated record. Gene Ontology annotation, molecular function: amino acid transmembrane transporter activity.
GAUGCCCGCGUACUCGGCAUUCGUUAGUCGGUGGAGUGAGUAUCGUAGUUGAUAAUCGACUUUUCCGAAGAAAAAGUGUUACCUUGCGUGCCGUCUUCGUAGUUUUAUGUAAACAAAAAUACGUAACUUCACUUUUUCAUUGGUGAAUGAUUGAUAAAAUCCAAAGCCUAUUGAGGACGGAUAAAUUCGAACAAUAUGGAUAAAGAGCCAGGUGCUGUUACAGAACUAGAUACGUUCAUUCCGAAAGAAAGCAAUGGGGCUGUUAAGUAUGAAAUUACGAAAGGACUUGAUGCAGAGGCAGCUAACGCACUUAGUGGAGAGUUCGAUCCAUUUAAAGCCCGUGUCUUAGAACACCCUACUUCAAACACUGAUACUUUGAUACAUCUACUGAAAUCAUGUUUAGGAACAGGAAUUUUAGCAAUGCCUGCUGCUUUCGCAAGUUCAGGUUUAGUUUUAGGAAUAUUUGCUACAAUACUUGCAUCACUGAUAGUGACCCAUUGCUCAUAUAUUUUGGUUGUCUGUGCUCAUGAACUGUAUAAAAGAGCGGGGAAGACCCAAAUGUCUUUUGCUGACAUUGCAGAAGAAGCUUGCGUUCGUGGUCCGAAAUGGGCUAGGAAAUUUGGGCCUUCAGGAAGGAAAGUGGUUGAUAUAGGGAUCUUUAUUACUUAUUACGGUACUUGUAGUGCAUACGCCGUAAUAGUGGCUGAGAGUUUUCUUAUGAUUUUCGAACAUUAUUUGGACUUCAAAAUAAACAUUCGACUAGCUAUUGCAAUCCUGUUAGUGCCUUGCCUCUUACUUUGCUACGUUCCAAAUUUGAAACACUUGGCUGCAGUUUCCAUGUUGGCAAACGUGUUCAUGGGCUUGGGUAUAGCCAUUACCAUUUACUACCUCAUGAUCGACAUUCCACCAAUGAGUGAACGACAACUGGUUGCACCGAUUUCGCGAUUUCCGGCCUUCUUCAGUAUUACAGUUUUUGCACUGGAAGGAAUUGGUGUCGUAAUGCCCCUCGAAAAUAAUAUGGAAAAACCUCAAAACUUUGUUGGUAUUUGCGGAAUCAUGAACAGGGGGAUGUCUUUCGUCACUUUAAUUUACAUUUUUCUGGGAUUUUUCGGUUAUCUCAAGUAUGGCGAGUUAGCAAAAGGUUCCAUUACUCUAAACUUACCUAAAGAAGAAUAUUUGGCUCAGUCCGUUCAAAUUCUGAUAUCACUGGCAGUAUUAAUGACGUUUGCAUUACAAUUUUUCGUGUGUCUGGACAUCGUAUGGAACAACUUGAAGCACAAAUUCGAAUCGAAACCUUUGAUGUCGAACUACAUUUUGAGAACGGUAAUGGUGGUAGUAGCCAUUGCUGUAGCUGUCGCGGUGCCAGACAUUAAACCAUUUAUCAGUCUUAUUGGAGCGCUUUGCUUUUCCAUCAUAGGUCUCAUGGUACCCGUAUUCAUUGAAAUAAUUACGUUUUGGGAUAAAGGUUUCGGAAAAUAUAAUUGGAAAAUUUUCAAAGACGCUAUAGUUAUUAUAACUGGACUCUUAGCUCUGAUUUUCGGCACCAGCUCAGCGUUACAGGAUAUUGCUGCAUUAUACACGAGUAAAUAGUAGUGAUAAUGUUUUUUUUAUUUAGAUCUUUUAUUUAUAGUAUAAUUUUCUUAAUUUUUAAAACGAGCGAUUGAAUAAUGAGUGAAUUUGAAACUGUUGGUCGGAAUGCACUGAUUUUCAAAACUAGAACAACUAGAAAAAAAAAUUAAAUUAAUAGUAAAAGGACCAGAAAAAUUGAUACGCACUAAACUCGAAUUUUUAAAUUAAUUAAACUGCCUGUUUGUAACUUUAAUGAAUGGGAAUAAAUGGAAUUUUUGUAUUGCUCUUUUAGUAACAUCAAUAGAACGAUAAACAAAUUUUUAGGCGUAUUUAACAAGCAUUUUUAUAAUGUCUGCACAAAAGACGUUCACUAAGAUAUUUUCCUAUAAGUUUAUUAUAAAUUUCUAGUAAUAGUACCCUUCAUAUUUAAUUAAUUCUUGUAAUUAAUUAAAUAAUUUGGAAGUGUAUUUUUAUUGGGCUUAAAAAAAUAAAUGAAGGAGAGACCGGAAGGUAUAAAUGAUAAAAUCGCAUCUUAGUAUAUUUUAAGGUGUACAUGGGUAUAGAACACAUUAUAUACUGGGUGGUUUAUUUAAAAUAAGAUCUCAAAAUUGUUGUUAUAUUUUUAAAUCACUUUAUGACAAUACCUAGUUCACAUUUAUUACAAAUAGUACCUUUAUAAAGAAAAAAAAAAGGAUUUUGCUUCUAAAAUAGGUGUGUCUAAGUCGGAAAGAAUGAAAGGAUGUAGACAUGGAGAAAAUAGAAUUAAAGUAGGCAAGCGAAUCGAAAAUGAAAAGAAACAAAAAAUGAUAUGUAUUAUCUGGCUCUUUUUAUUUUGAGCGUGUGCAGUUGAUAGCUGUGCUUAUCAAUUAGGAAUUGGGAGCGUUAUUAUAAAGAAAAGUAAUGUGAAUUAAACAAAGAUAGAGAUUUACAUUACUUUUCAUCUCAUUUACUUAACUGCAUGGGUCGUGCCUACUGUAAUUAUUUUAUCUCAGUGGGUUAGAGGGAGAGCGAAUGACUCCUUCCCUCUUUUAAACUUCUGCACAUUACACAUUAUGAAAGACAGAGAUAACAGGACCUCGUAUCGUUUGCUCUGUCUUUCUAAGCAGCAGUUUCAACUUGUUUGCGGGCUCUAUUUUUUUUAUGUCUUUUACGAGUAUAUUGCAUGCAAGUUUGUAAUAAAUGGCAUGCAUAUUUAUUGGUGAUACCAAAUUGAAAAAUUUUGUUUGUCUAUUUUUUCUCUAACAUGAGAUAUUACUUCUUAAUUGCUUGUGGUAUUUAUUAAUUAUUUAUUCGUUUUCUAAACUGUAUCACUUUUAACUUGCAUGUCUUUUUAUUUUUUUUAUCUUUACAUAAAUAUUUAAUGGCAGGAGUUACGAUUUGUUGUGUCAUCAGUAUUUUACACUAAACAUCGAUAAUAUUGCAUUUAGAAUUAAUUGUGCCUUGAAACGUACACAAGUGCAUGAUGAGUUAGAGAGGCUUAAGUGCAGUGUUAUUGCUUUAAAAGACGAUUACUUUUCUCAGACAGUUAAAUUAGUUUAUUUAUUCUAACUAUAAAGUUGUAGUUUUAUUGUUAAAAGAAAUCAGCCGAGCAUACAGGGUUUUUGUAGCAAAUUUUUUAGAAAACUAUUUAUCAAAGUAGCUGCUUUAUUGUAAUUAGAUUGGUUUUAUAAUUUUUGUACCAAAAUGUGAAUUGUUUAGAAGAAAUUUACAAUAAAUGACUUUUCAACAGAA